This is a messenger RNA of Cuscuta europaea, 4725 nucleotides long. The record is from the annotation of a GenBank genome assembly. Lineage: Eukaryota; Viridiplantae; Streptophyta; Magnoliopsida; Solanales; Convolvulaceae.
CGUUGUUAUUACAUUAUUACCAAACCGGCUCUUACAUUAUUUUUGUGGGCAACUCUAUCUGAUUUUAAACGCUGACCAAAAUCAAUCUCGUGUCUCGUCAUCUUGGAGUCAAAACAGCAAAGAUUCACAACCAAUUUAACUCCUCCGGCCAGUCACCGCUGCGGCCACCGUCCCCCGCCUCCGUCAGCCUGUCCACUGCCCAUGUAAAACUACAACUGCUAUCUUACGUCUCCCAGACGGCCAGACGCCAUCUCCAAUGGACUCACAAAAGCUCCCCAAUUGCCAACCAAUGCGAGUCCUCAUUCGAUCCCCAACCCCAGCCCCUGCACAUGGCUCUAACCCUCCUUUACCCACCUCGCUUCCUCAUCGGCUAAACGGAGUUGCAGUUGUGGGAUUCAUCGGGAAGCGUCAGGCCGAUGUCACGGGCUUAAUCAACAGAAUUAUCGACUCCAAUGUCUUCGGUUCGGGGGGUCUAGACAGGCCGUUUCGCAUCGACAGAUUGGAAAUUGGCGAAGAAGUUCAGAGCUGGUUCAGGUCAAGGGAUAUCAGCUAUUACCAUGAUGACGAAAAGGGGAUUUUGUACUUACAGUUCUCGUCGACCAGAUGUCCUGCGAUGGAGGUGGAUACGGAAUCUCGUAUGGGUUUCGAUUCCAUAUUCGAGGACUAUGAGUUCGGAGAUCUUCAGGCUAUGCUCUUUAUCUUCUCUGUUUGCCAUGUAGUAAUUUUUAUUCAAGAAGGAUCACAUUUUGACACCCAAACACUUAAGAAAUUCCGCACUCUGCAAGCUGCCAAAAAUGCAAUGAGUCCAUAUGUUAAGUCACUAACUAUGCCACCAUCAUCAUCUGGCUCCCGUUUCUCAUCUCCGUCACGGAUUCCUAGAUCAGAAACACUGUGUAACAAUUACUCCCAUCUUGAUAGCCGAGGUGCUUUGAGUCGCAAUACUUCGGCCACAACAUCAAUGCCAGGAUUAGGUUCAUAUGCCUCUUUAUUACCAGGGCAAUGUACUCCAGUUACACUUUUUGUUUACCUUGAUGAAUUCUUAGAUAAUAUUCCUGGUUCUAGUGUUGAGAAGCCAAUAGAGGUUCCAUCUCUUGACCAAUCACCAAACAUGAGUAGUUCCCUCAGGCCAAACUUUCCUACAAAAGGACCUGGUUCAGUAGUUGUGCUUGCACGCCCUGUUAAUGAAUCUGAAGGUGGGUCAGGAAAGAAACUGCAAUCAUCCCUUGAGGCACAAAUCCGGUUCUCAAUAAAAAAAAGUCGGAUACUCUCAGGAUCCGAUAACAGUUAUAGAGGAAGGAAUGCUGCUUUGUCUAACUCAGUUCCUUUGUUCUCCCUCGAUGCUUCAAAAGCGGUUGUGCUUGUUGAUAUAUCUUCAAUUCAGAAAGGUGAAGCACUUGAGUAUGCUUCCAGCAUUGUUGAAGAUAUUCUAUGUGGAAAGGCGUCUUCAGAUGCUCUUUUGGUUGAAUGCCACAAUCGCAGUGCUACCAAAGAAGACAUUCUGUCUGUUAAGGAGUUCAUCUGCAGACAGUUGGGUAUAUUAAGAGGAAGGGGGAGCAUUGUUUCUAAUACCAGUAGUAGUUCAGCUACCGGCAUAGGCAUGGUUGCUGCAGCUGCAGCUGCCGCUGCCGCCUCUGCUUCUGCUGCUUCUGGAAGAAUUUUCACCACUCCAGAACUACCAUGUCUGGACAUCUGGUUUUCUUCUAGUCAACUUAUUUUGCAUGCAAUCCUCUCCUCUCAGCAUGAAUGUAUAGAUAAAAAGGAAAUCAUUAAGGUGAAACCCCGUCGGCAGAAUUCUGUUUCACCACCAAUUAAAGGCAUUGCAUCAAAAGUGAGUGAUCCUCUUGAAACGGCAGUUUAUUAUUUAUCAAGUGGUAGAGGACUGAACACCAGAUUUUCUACUUUAUGGUGCCAAAAGGCCCUUUCGGCAGCCAAGGAGGUGUAUUUGAACAGUCUGCCUCCAUGCUACUCGACUUCUCAACAUGUUGCCCAUUUGGAGAGUGCUCUUUCUGCUUUUCGGUCAAUGGUCAAAGGACCCGCUGUACAUCUGUACACACAAAAAUUAGAAGACCAAUGCACAUCCAUAUGGAGUUCUGGAAGACAGCUAUGUGAUGCGGUCAGUCUUACAGGAAAACCAUGUAUGCAUCCUAGACACAAUGAUGAAACUGACACUCAACAUUCUAGCGGAUUUGUUUUCCUUCACGCCUGUGCGUGUGGCCGUUCAAGACGGCUGAGAUCAGAUCCUUUUGAUUUUGAAACAGCUAAUGUCACUUUUAACUGUUCUAUGGAUUGUGAUAAGCUACUUCCCAUGCUCCAGCCUCCUCGUGGAAGUGUGAUUGGCCCUGUUCAGCAUUCUUCUUGGAAUUUAGUUCGAGUUGGGAACGCUCGGUAUUAUCAACCAUCUAAAGGGUUAAUCCAGAGUGGCUUUAGUGCCACUCAUAAGUUUCUCUCUAAGUGGUCUGUCCUGCUUGAGAAACCAAAAAUAUUAAAUGCUUCACUUCAAAAGAAUUUUCCAGUAGUCUCUUCCCACCCGUUUCAUAGUAAAUCCAAGAAUGGUUUUAAUGCAGACGCAAUGGAUGACCAGAUUGAUGCUACAAGGUUGCAUGAUAAUGAAAUGCAAGGAGAAGCGAGGAUACAGAGAAAGUCUUCUCUAUGUGAUAUUAAAGGUGAAGAUAUGACUAACUACAUUGGUAAAAAACAUUCCAACUUUACUAUGAGGAAACCUUUCUCUGAGGUGGUUGCUGGAUCAUCGAGUUCAGGUUCAGCAUUCCCUCCUCUCCAGUCAAAAAUGCAUCCUCAGCAGUCUUUUGUGGGUAUUAAACAACAAAGUGCUAAAGACAGAAACAGAGAAAAGGUUAAUGAAAUCAGUGCUGGUCAAGAAUCUGAAAAAGUAAGAGUUACUCUUGCCAUUGAUAAAGCUGUGAUUGGUAAUGUUGCUCUUUCUAAUGGAUCAGGUAAAGCCAAUCCGUUUUCGGAAAGUGGUACAUUUUCAAUGCAUAUUAACAGCGCUUCAGAAGUUAAAACAGUUACCUCUUUGAAACAUGCAAACGUCUACUUUGGAUUUGAACACGAAUGUCCUCAUGGGCACCGGUUUAUAUUAUCUUCAGAGCAUCUUAAUGAACUUGGCGCUCCGUAUUUGGUCACUGAAGAAUCCCCUGCUACAUUUGACCGUGAAGAAAACCAUAAAAUGGCAGAACCUCCCAGAGUGGGUAAGAGUGGAGGUCAUGGUAAAAGCCUCCGUCAAUUGAAUGGAAUAAUUUCUUCUCCAUCUAGUCGGGCUAGGAACUUGGAGAAGUCAAAAGAGAGAACAUAUAAUGGCUAUGGUUAUGUGGAUGGACCGAUGCAUUCUUCCAAGCCUCCCAAAGAACAAACUAGUACCAUAAAAGGUUCUGCACUUGGAAAAGAUCUUGAUCCUGGCCUUCAACCUCACAGUCUUUCUGGUGCUUCCUCCACUUUAUCCUUGCUGGAUAGAAACUUGCCACUAUACAUGAACUGUCCGCACUGUGUGGAGUCCAAAAAUAAGAAUGACGAGACGGACACUAAAUUUGCAGGCAGUGUUUCACAGCUUCAGAGGAUUUUUGUGGUUACACCUCCUUUUCCUGUUGUCCUAGUAGCAUGCCCAGUUAUACAGUUUGAGGUAUCUUGCCUUCCCCCAUCUAUCCCAGACCGCGAAACAAAAUUGCAGUUUAGCCUAAGCUGUCCGGUGGUUUUGGCCCCAGAUAGUUUCCUAUCGCUUAGGCUUCCAUUUGUUUAUGGUGUACAAUUGGAGGAUGGAACUUUGCAUCCUCUAAAGCCUUUUGAACACCAACCUCAACUUACUGCCUGGAUUACCAGUAGCACUACAUUGAAGUUUGUCUCCAAUGAUAGCAAUUGCGAGGAAGGAUUUCAGACAUAGUUAAUGGACUUUGAGCAUGUGUGAUGAUGAUGCAUUCCAACUAUGAAUUUGAAGAUUAUUGUAUAAAGCCUCUACUGCUGGUAAACAUUUGUGAAGUCAGAUUUAUUGGCUAAGAGUUUGAUGAUUACAAAACUGAUGAGUUUUGCAGUAGAUGGAAGCUGCAUUUUCUACUUUAACCACUAUGCCGGGUUCUUCACGACCUAGUUGGAAGUCAACAGAAUUGACGAUGGCCAAUUUGCCACACUUCAGAAGGCUUUUCAAUGACCAGGUAGACAGACCCCCUCACCACCAUUUAAAAGUCAAGCAUGAAUGUGGCAUUUCCAGAGUUCGACAUUUGAUUGUGGUGAUGCUAGCAUUCGCUUCAAUUGAGCUGAUGUCUUAUUCCAGCUGUUAGUGGACUGUGUUGCUUGAUAAGAAGACUCACUCAUUUUCAGUGGAUGGGUGGACCCCAGAAGUUCUGCCUCUAGCAAAGAGUCGCUAGAAGUGUGCUCAUCAAGGCAAGAUGGUAGCAGCAACUCUCCAGGGUGGAAUCACUAAAAGUGUGUUCUUCAAGUCAAGAUCGGACCAAACAACUAAUCAUAAUCAUAAACUGCUACAUUGUGGUUCUUCUUGUGCAUCAGUCCAUUUCUUUCAAAUCAGUGUUCCUAGUUGGAUAAGGUCCACCUAUUAAAGUAUUAUGACCUUUUCACUUUUUAUCAAUACACACACCACUUACUCUUGUUAAACACUGUAUCCAAUGAAAUUGGAACAGGAGGGAGUAGAUUGUUGUCAGGAGAUCCCUCCAACUCUUGAGAUUGGCUUAGCCAAUUGCCUCUUGUUGUUAGCCAUGUCAG